UCUGCUGAAAUUUCUGCCGCCAGUGUGCUGAUGCUGUUGUUUCUGGUGCUGGUGGUGGUGGUGGUGACGGUGCAACUCAGCGGGGUGGAAAGGUAACAGGCGCUUUGAAGCGUAUCUCCGCACAUCAUACAAGGGCCCAAAAACUGACCGUCGAUUGUCUGCUGAACAAAUCACACCUGGCCAGCACGCAACGCGUCGACAGAACCCAAGUGGUGGCGUUGUGUUCCUCCAAUCAGCUGAGCGAUUUUACUUGUCCUACUCGCUCCCGUUCCCACGUCCUAUUCCUACUCCCCAUUACCUCCCUCCGGCAAUGUAACACGACAUGAGACUACCCAGCCGGUGGUAAUUCACACACUCAGUAGCGACUGCAGCAACAGUAGCAGUAGCGACGAUCAGCAUCUCGACCUGUCCAUCAUCCCGCUGCGUUUUUCAAACCAAGGUUGAUUCAGCUCCGCAACAGUAAUGACCUUCUAGCUUCCAGCUGAGCGUUGAUCUACACUGCUGGCAGUGAAACCACGGUGACCAAAAAGCGCAGCAAGACCACAGGAUACCAUUUGGACAUUCAGCACUAACCAAGCCACCUGCUGGCCUCAAAUCCACAGGCUGCCAAUUAGCGAGGAUUAUUGAAUAUCUCUGUCCUGAAUCAAUGCUCUCUCUAACUGCUGACUUGCUAUAGUAAAUCAGCCACCCACGUACCCACAAAGCUGGCGAGAAUGCACACCCAUUUAUCCACUGUUGCCGCAUCGGCGAACACGCUCACACACGCUCACCGCCAGUCGGCUGCAGCUGUUGAACUGAACCUUGUAACCUCAAAUCUAGCAUCUUACCAUGCGUACUACCAAAGCGACGAAUGCAGUGCUCCGGCGACCACCCAGUCACUUGCAGCCGACAGCAACAGGAUCCUCCGACAGUCCUCACCGACGAGGCACAAUCACCUCAGCUAUCCUUCAUCGGAUCAUGGUUUGGCAGACUUGAACAAUUCCGUCAUCCAUCUACCCUCUUACCCAGCUGCAGCUGCUGCAGCAGUCGCUGCUGCUGCUGCUGCCGUCAGAUCCAUUCCUUGUGUCGCAUCGUCCUCCGGAACAUGCGGCUACUUCGGUACCAGAUUUCCAGCUGUCUAUACAGGUUCUUUCACUCGUGCACAUCAAGAUGGCUUCCAACCAACCGGCCCACACGUCUCCCAACGUCGUUCUUCCACUGUAAAUCCCGCACAAUGGCAUCAGCAACCGGGACAACCCAUGCAUGGCACCAAUCUGUUUCCCGGGUCAACAGCUUUCUAUCCAUCUGGACUGGCGACAAACUACGAAUCCGGUCCACACUCCGCUCACACAUCUCAGUUGUAUCGAUAUUUGCAUGACAGGCGGACUGACGUGUAUGGUCAAACAUUGGGGUUCGGUGUCGCCAAAUCGAUGACACCGAAUCAACCCAACAUGAGCCCAGUAAGUCGGUCGAAUUGCUUCCCAUCCACCUAUCCCCAUUGUGGAAUCUACAUGGAUCACUACGCAUUCGGGACCAAUCGGUCUGGCCGCAGUGGUCCACAAAUUGGACUGGGUACAGUGGCUCCGGUCCCGACACAUAUUGAGGGCCCACAUAGUGUCCCCAACGGUGAGCUCAUCUAUUGCCAGUGGGUUGACCCAUUGCCACUAAUUCCUGGAGUACCACAAAAGCCAUGUACCAAAGUGUUCGACUCCGUACUGGACAUUGUCAAUCAUAUCACAUUGGAACAUGUUGGAGGCCCGGAACAGCUCGAUCAUACGUGCUAUUGGAGAGAUUGUGCUCGUGAGGGACGACCGUUCAAAGCCAAAUACAAGCUGGUCAAUCAUAUCCGAGUUCAUACCGGUGAGAAACCGUUUCCAUGCCCUUUUCCUGGAUGUGGCAAAGUUUUUGCGAGGAGUGAAAAUUUGAAAAUUCACAAGCGUACACAUACAGGUGAAAAGCCGUUCAUGUGUGAGUUCGAAGGAUGCGACCGACGCUUCGCCAACAGCUCGGAUAGGAAGAAACACAUGCAUGUCCACAUGAAUGACAAACCGUACUUGUGCCGCUUUAAAGGGUGCGACAAGAGCUACACGCAUCCCAGUUCGUUGCGAAAACAUCUGCGAGUGCAUUAUCUGUCUCCGAGCAAUUCCCAGACGGAGCUGGACCCGAGGUCAGUUGGAAGUGAACACUUAGACACUACUGAGAGCUCAGAACAUAACACUGUUCAGACGAACGAUCGAAUUUGUGAUUAUCUUGGAGAGUAUGAUGAACCCAAGAGACCAGCUGUCAAAAGUGAAUUACCCGCGUGUAUUGACAAAUCGAUGUACCCAGCGCUGAGCAGGUUAGAGUCGGCUGACGCCAGUUUGAGAGAGUGCAGACGAGUUGGCGACGCGGCUGUUCAUUCAUCUGUCCGGGCGCUGGAGUCUGAAUGUAGAAAGUCCAGGAAGAGACGUUUGACCACACGUACCGACGUGUACAUUGGUGGAAAAGAUGAAUCCCCAGGUCGAGACUCGACCAAGAAAGGGGAUCGUUACACUCAUUCUCCCUCCGAAGUAUCUCUUCGAAUGAGCGGUAAUGAUUUUGCAUCCGCUCCCUCCGAUGAGACUCUGAACAGACAACCGACAGAUGCAUACAGAACUAACGCGCUCCAGUUCCGCUUGCCUUACGGAUCUACGCACUCACAACUCCAAUCAGCUUUCACACCCCGGUUGCAUCCUGCCAAGGCGCUGUCUCCGUCACAUAAGGCUCAACUUUCGCAUUCCUCAAGCUCUCGAGCCAUCUCGGAUAACAAUGAGGAACAUUGUCCGCCCAAUAUGCCGAGAGACUUUCCAGCCCCACCUUAUAGUCACUGUUCCUACUUCCAUCCAGCGUACUAUUCACUCUUUCAGCCAUCCACUGACGCCAGAAAACCAACUGAUGUGGUUCCAGACUCAUUGUAUAUGUCGUCACUUCGAAGUGACAGAUGUUCACCUAACUUGUAUUCAGAACCGGCACGGAAAACGUUUUUACACACAUCGGCUGGUGAUCCGUUGCGGCUGCCAGAGCUGACAUCAUCAACGAGUAGUUUCAUUCCGGUAGUUAACGACCAGAUGAAUAGUCAUCAUUCGUCAUCAACCGAUUCUGAUUUGGAUGGGAGCGGUUUAUGUAAAACAAAUUCCUCCUUGAACUCCAGUUUCACUGCGCAUUCGGCCAAGGCCACUUUCAACAGUGCCUUUGACAAUCCGGUGACACGAUAUCUAUCCCCUUCCGACAGUGAGCCACACCCCACCCACAGGUUGACCAUAAAAUCUGACACCAUUUCCGGCGAACGAGCCAGUCCCUUGUCCACAAGAACAGCUUUGACGUCUCCACCACCGUCCCAUCCGUCUGGCACCUGGGCUCAGCAAACAACCUCUGGCAGCUACUUCGAGUGGCGACCUCAUAACAACGUGUUUAACGAAUCGUCAAAGUUGACAACCAUACCUGAUGAAGUUGGCAAAGGGGCGUACACAAGCCAGUUCACAUUCGAUGUGCACCCUCGGACAGAUGGUCACCUGAUGCGAACACAAAUCACAUCAGCUGAGGCGCCUAGUGCCUUCUCGAUUGCCUGUAAUUAUACACAGCCAUUUCCCCAUAAUUCCGGGUACCUCAAAACACACUCGGAAUGUUCCAAACUCUCUGUGAAUCCAACCGACCUCACUAAUCUUUCCGCUAUCCAUUCAGUGAAGACCGAAUGUGGCUCGUUGCAAGUGACCUGAAUGAACGCCAUAGUCAGCCAUCUGGUUUGUUACUUUCCACCUAACUCACCUCAGCCCAGUGUAUAAAAGAAAAACAGUGUUCGCAAGCUGCACUGAAGUUUGUGGCAGCCGGUGAAAGAUCUCAUUACCAUCAUUGGCAACAGCCGCUGCACCAAUGAGAGGCUUAUCUCUCCUGUGUUAAUUCAUGUGACCUCAGAUUUCAGAUGUAUCUGGUUCCUAUACACAUCGUUUGUUAAUGAGAUGACAAUCAUUCUUCACUAGAGCAUAUCUUUGUCAUGGGGUAGAUGAACACAAGUUGUGUUGAGUAAUUUGUGUGUCUUGGUUUCCGAUAAUAGUAUUGUCCGUCACAGUGACAUCCUCCUUAAGGU
Molecule: messenger RNA, 4081 nt
Organism: Dicrocoelium dendriticum
Lineage: Eukaryota; Metazoa; Platyhelminthes; Trematoda; Plagiorchiida; Dicrocoeliidae
Source: the annotation of a GenBank genome assembly